Messenger RNA from Dermatophagoides pteronyssinus (European house dust mite), 2014 nucleotides. It is a transcript of the gene Ctps, whose product is annotated as CTP synthase. NCBI's taxonomy places the organism in Eukaryota, Metazoa, Arthropoda, Arachnida, Sarcoptiformes, Pyroglyphidae. Gene Ontology annotation, biological process: CTP biosynthetic process; pyrimidine nucleobase biosynthetic process. The record is from RefSeq and is a predicted model, not a curated record. Gene Ontology annotation, molecular function: identical protein binding; CTP synthase activity. Gene Ontology annotation, cellular component: cytoplasm; cytoophidium.
UCACAUUCGAUACGUGUUCUAUGAAUUGUUGAAACGGCCAAGAUAGAAAACGCGCGUGAUUAAAUCCAAAUAGCACGUUGCUCGAAUUUCUCUGUUUAUUAAUUUAACUUUUCUAAACGUAUCACCGAAUUAUCUGAAUCAUGAAGUAUAUUCUAGUAACUGGAGGAGUGAUUUCCGGCAUUGGCAAAGGUGUUGUAUCGAGUUCAGUUGGAACAUUGUUAAAAAGUAUGGGAUUUAUUGUGACAGCCAUCAAAAUCGAUCCCUAUAUCAACAUUGAUGCUUCACUAUUUUCUCCAUAUGAACAUGGCGAAGUUUUUGUCUUAGACGAUGGUGGCGAAGUAGAUUUAGAUCUUGGCAAUUAUGAACGAUUCUUGGACAUAAAACUUCAUCGUGAUAACAAUAUAACGACAGGAAAAAUUUAUCAGAAUGUAAUUGAAAAAGAACGUCGUGGUGAUUAUCUGGGUAAAACUGUGCAAAUCAUUCCACAUGUUACAAAUGAAAUUCAAGAAUGGAUUGAACGUGUAGCGAAAUUACCCGUAACAGAGCCAUUAGCUGUUUGUGAUGAUCGUCAUAAUGAUGUGGUUGAUGAAUCUUCGGGGCAAGUGCCUGAUAUAUGUGUUAUUGAAUUGGGUGGAACUAUUGGCGAUAUUGAAGGAAUGCCAUUUGUCGAAGCCUUUCGACAAUUUGCCAGAAAAAAGGGCCCGGAAAACUUUUGUUGUGUGCAUGUAAGUUUAGUCCCAAAACCAAAAUCGACCGGCGAACACAAAACAAAACCAACACAAGUGUCUGUGAAAGAACUUCGUGCCCUUGGUUUGUCUCCUGAUCUGAUUGUUGCCAGAAGUGAAGAACCAAUUAACGAAUCGGUAAAGGAAAAAAUCUCUAAUUAUUGUCAUGUCGAUCCAGAUCAAGUCAUUUGUCUUAGUGAUCAAGCAUCGAUUUAUCGAGUGCCUUUAGUAUUGGUCCAACAGGGUCUAAUAGAUUAUUUUUGCAAAAAAUUCAAAUUAACCCUAAAGCUGGAUCCGUCAACAAAAUUCUUGCAUAAAUGGCGUCGUCUUGCUGAACGUCAUGAUCGUCUUUUGAAAACGGUAUCGAUAGCGUUGGUCGGCAAAUAUACGAAACUGGAAGAUUCCUAUGCUUCUGUUGUCAAAGCUUUAAAUCAUGCAUCAUUGGCCAUCAAUCGGCGGUUACAAAUCUUUUAUAUCGAAGGAUCAUCAUUAGAAGAAACGACCAAGCAGCAAAACCCAUCCGAGUAUUAUGAAGCAUGGCAACAGCUUUGCAAAGCCGAUGGAUUAUUAGUGCCUGGAGGUUUUGGUGAUCGUGGUAUCGAGGGAAAAAUUCUUGCCAUCGAGCAUGCACGACGGAAAAAACAACCAUUUUUGGGUGUUUGCCUUGGGUUUCAAUGUGCUGUGGUUGAAUUUUGUCGUAACGAGCUUGAAAUUAAAGAUGCGGAAUCCCAAGAACAAAAUCCUGAUGCUAAAGAAAAAGUAGUGAUAGAAAUGCCCGAACAUAACGGUGGAAAUCUUGGUGGUACUAUGCGCGUUGGUCGACGAGAAACCAUUUUUGUUAAUAAGGAUUCUAUUCUUUAUCGACUUUAUAAUCCAAAAAAUAAUCGUGUAUUCGAACGACAUCGUCAUCGGUAUGAAGUAAAUAUCGAUAUGGUUGAUCAGUUGGAAAAAGCUGGAAUGAUAUUUGUCGGGAAAGACACAACCAUGCAACGUAUGGAAAUCAUGGAAUUACGUGAUCAUCCUUAUUUUGUUGGUGUACAAUUUCAUCCUGAAUAUACUUCUCGUCCAUUAAAACCAUCAGUUCCAUACCUGGGUUUGUUGCUUGCUUCAGCACAAAAACUUGAAUCAUAUCUGGCCCAGAAAGAAGUUCCAAAUUUAAAUAGUGAUACUGAUGUUUCUGAUAGUGAUUCUACUGAUAAUUCAAUUGUUGUCGUUGAAUCUAAGUGAAUUAUUUCCUUUUAUUUUAUUUUAUAUUUAGCCUUAUAAUAAUUAUUAGAAUUCAUGUUUAA